UGGUUAACACAUAAGAAUUCUCAAUUUAUAACAAGUGAUAAAAGUGGAUUAUGUUCCUGCUCAUUGGAUACAACAGUUUUUGACAUCUGAAAACAUGUUUAGGCCACAUUUAUCCCUCAUCUAAUGCUAUACAAUAUUUUAAGGCCUUUUUCAAAAUAAACGACAUGCUACAUAUUAAUAUAUUAUAUUAUUCAACUAUUAAGAAUGAAGUUUAGAAUAUAAUAACAAGUUUAAAAGUUGGAAGUUAUCAUACUAUCUAGCUCAAAAAGGGUUCCGUAUGAGCUGCACAAUUUGCUCAAGUCAAUGAAUGCCCUUUAAUUCUAUAAUCAUACUUGACUCGUUACCUUCCAACAGAAACUAUUCAAUUUAUCUGUUUCUUAUUGGAUAUCAUAUCAAUUAUCAUCCAUUAAAACAUUAAGUAACAAGAAACAAAAAUAUCAGCCUUCUAAAAGAAAGAAAAAAAUGGUAGCUGUUUUCAACAAAGAACUAUUGAGCUGGUACCUUAUCACCCUUAAACUCAGAGAAACCUUAGAAUCAGGAAUUCCAUCAUCGUCUCCGAAUUCAGGUACUCGAUCGAUCGAAUUACCUCAGCAACAACAUCAGCAGAAGCUUCAACGGGCACCUUCAGAAUCAUAUCAGGUUCUUCUCAACCAAGAAAGUGAAAAUUUGCAAGAGGAAACAAACUCAGCAGCAUCUGAAUGGGUGAUCUCCAUUAAGGAAAAACUCGAGGAGGCCUGUCAAGACGAUGUAGCGAGUUCGUGGACAAAGCUAUCAAUCUACAAAAUUCCUCAUUACCUUAGAGACAGUAGUGGCGGCGACAAAACUUAUGCACCACAGAUUGUGUCCUUAGGACCUUACCAUCAUGGCAAAAAACGCCUUAGACAAAUGGAAUGCCAUAAAUGGCGUUCCAUUAACCGUGUCCUUAAGCGAACCAAACAUGACAUUAGUCUUUAUCUUAAUGCAAUGAAAGAGAUGGAAGAAAGAGCAAGAUCAUGUUAUGAAGAAAUAAUAAUAAGUUUAAGCAGCAAUGAGUUUGUGGAAAUGUUAGUCCUUGAUGGUUGUUUUGUGCUUGAGUUAUUCAGAGGAGCUACAGAAGGGUUUAAAGAACUUGGUUAUUCGAGGAACGAUCCUGUUUUCGCAAUGCGUGGAUCAAUGCAUUCCAUUCAAAGAGACAUGAUCAUGCUAGAAAACCAGCUUCCCCUUUUCAUACUCAACCGGCUUCUCGAAAUUCAGCUUGAUAAACCUGACUUAGAAGGACUUGUUGCAGCUCUAGCUCUCAGAUUCUUUGACCCUUUACUGCCAACAGAUGAACCAUUAUCAAAAAGUGGUAGAAAUAAAUGUGAAUCAUCAUUUAGAACUAGCACAAAAAGUGACACCUUUGACCCUUUAUCUGAUAAAGGCGGUCUUCACUGUCUUGAUGUAUUCAGGAGAAGCUUAUUGCAAACAGGACCUCAACUAACACCAAGAAUGUGGAUCAAACGCAGGUCGAAUGCUCAUAGAGUUGCAGACAAACGGCGCCAACAACUGAUACAUUGUGUCACUGAGCUAAGAGAGGCUGGAAUCAAGUUCAAGAAAAGGAAAACCGAUCGCUUCUGGGAUAUUAAAUUUCAAGAUGGUAUUCUUCGAAUUCCGAGGCUCUUAAUCCACGACGGUACAAAAUCUUUGUUCCUUAACCUCAUUGCAUUUGAGCAGUGUCAUCUUGAUUGCAAUAAUGACAUAACAUCCUAUGUUAUCUUCAUGGACAACUUGAUUAACUCUCGGGAAGACGUAGGGUACCUUCAUUACUGCGGGAUAAUCGAACACUGGCUUGGUAGUGAUGCUGAAGUUGCAGACCUUUUCAACAGGUUAUGUCAAGAGGUUGUGUUUGACAUCAAUAACAGUUACCUUUCUCCAUUAUCAGAGUCUGUGAAUAGAUACUACAAUCAUAGAUGGAAUACUUGGUGUGCAAGCUUGAGACACAAUUACUUCAGUAAUCCUUGGGCCAUUAUCUCUUUGGUUGCUGCUGUGGUUUUGUUGCUACUUACUUUUGCACAAACCUACUACAGUAUAUAUGGAUAUUAUAGAUCAGCACAGUAACUUGUUUUUACAAGUAUUACUUCUGCAGGGUCUUUCAUUUCACAUUUUCUAUCAUUGAUUCUUUCUUAAAAUCAAGCUUACAAAUAAGUUUGGAAGGUUGAAGUAUUGUAAUUUAAUUUAUUUUGGCAAAUAAGAUACUGGCUAGUGGCUACUAUACUGUGAUACAUAUUCCAUUUGUGAUGCAAAUGCUUAUCAAACAACUUCAGCUUUGUUGCAUAACAAGCUUUCAAUUCAUAUUCUAAAAGAUCUUUACAUUGUAGAGAAAUUAAAAAAUG
This is a messenger RNA of Cicer arietinum (chickpea), 2351 nucleotides long. RefSeq names its product UPF0481 protein At3g47200. The record is from RefSeq and is a predicted model, not a curated record. Lineage: Eukaryota; Viridiplantae; Streptophyta; Magnoliopsida; Fabales; Fabaceae.